AUGGCUGCUGCCCAAACGGUGGAGUCGAAGUUGAAGCAAUACACGUUUCACCGCAGAUUGGAGGUGGUAGAAUGCUCGUCUGCCGUCCACGCGACUGCCUGUUCCGAUGCGCGCUUCGCCUCGAGUAUGACGAAGGAUACUGGGUACUGGAAGUGUGGUAUCAAACUCGCAGCGUCUGAACAAUCCCCGAGUUGA
This is a messenger RNA of Penicillium argentinense, 195 nucleotides long. RefSeq lists its product as uncharacterized. The transcript has a single exon. The record is from RefSeq and is a predicted model, not a curated record. Lineage: Eukaryota; Fungi; Ascomycota; Eurotiomycetes; Eurotiales; Aspergillaceae. Bases 1 to 195 code for a protein of 64 amino acids.